CACACAACAGGCAAGCAAGCUAGUGGUGGUGGUGGUGGGUUAGGGGGGUUAUUGAUCGGACAAAGGACCUUCCCUUUCCUUCCUGCCUGUCUUUCCUUCUCGAAGCACUCCCCAAACUGACCGCGUGCAGCUUUACUUCCCUUCUACAUUCAGUCACAGUCGCGAGCAAGUCGUUCCUCGCGCAACUCAACUUUUCAAACUUUUGUUUUCGCCGCGCCGGGAAGUUUUUAAUAACUUUACAUUACGAGUGAAAGUGUGCGUGGUAAAAAGUGCUCUGAUUGGUCGUUGUUUCGCGCCAAUACGAAACAGUGGGUGGAGCCAUCGAAUUAUCUGCUGUAUUUGUGAAUCAACUCAUACAACUACCAUACAAGAACAAACGAGAUAAUAUUUUUUAAAGGAAAAAGUUAUACGGAGAAAGUUAUUUCUCCAAGAGGUGGUGAUCGACCCCACGAUGGCCGCGAAGGGCAUGGUCCCCGUGAAGAGGCCAAUUCGACAACUGUCUGUGAGAGAAAAACUGGAUGCCAUUCAGCGGGUGCAUAAUGGGGAAUCAAAGGCGUCCGUGGCCCGCGAUAUCGGGGUGCCAGAGUCGACGUUGCGGGGUUGGUGCAAGAGUGAAGAUAAGCUCCGGAACGUCGCUCGUUCUUGCGGUACCCCAGAAUCACAGCACUCCGUGGAGGAUCCCGACAACAACAAAGACAAUAUCAAAAGCGUGGGGGCAGGCGAGGCAAGAGUGGGAGGUGGAGGAGACGACGUCACUGACGGCGGCCCAUCUGACCGGAAGAGAGCGCGCCCGGAGGCAGAAGUGAACCACACGAAAACGGCACAGCCACAACUGAAACCUCAACCCGAACUCGACGAGGCUUUGUGGUACUGGGUAAAACAGCAGCAAGUGGGCCUGUCUAUGAGUGCUGGCCAAUUGUUGGACAACAAAGGGGCUGCUACCGAUCUCAACAAGAACGGCGUGGCCGAUGGCAGUUGGUUCUGGCGAUGGUACAAGCGUCAUGGUUUCUCACAGUAUCCUGAUCCCCUCCAGCAGGUAGAGAAGAAGGUAAACAGUGAAAUUCUGGCCCCGGGACUCCAGAAAGCCAAUGGUCUCCUGAUACCACUUGCUAACAAUGCUAAUACUAAUGCCCGAUCGACCCUGGAUAGUGUACUGUUGAAUGCGAAGGACAAUAACAACGUAAAACCCCCAGGAAAAACAGAGGACUCCGAUGACGACGAGGAUGAGGAUGAACCGCCAGCAACGGCAGCUGAGGCAGUCAGCCAUGGUGAGAAAUUCCUUCGUUGGCUUGAAUGUUGCUCCGAUCCGAGUGUCACCGCUAUGCAGAUCUUGCAGUUUCGGUAUCUGCUAAACAAUGUUCGUGCCUGCGCUGACCGACGAGCCAAGCAAACCAAGACGAAGACACGUUCCAGACGCAAGUAGGUUUGAGCCCUUCCACCUGCUGUCAGUGUUACCAUCUACCGUACCUAUUGUCAGUACUGUAGAACCAAGAUAUGUUUACAGGUAGUAGUUCAGCUUUAAAAUGAGUCCAACCCAAUUGCCAAGAAGUAACCCAGUAGGAUAUUGUAUAUUUUUGAAGAAAAAUGUUGACAUUCCUUUUAUUAGUAGUAUAUAGUAUCCAUCUGCAGUCAGUAUUUUUGUUUUAAAUAUGUCAGUACGAUCUAAUAAAAUGCCUGGUUCCUUCGAGAUCAACAGAAUCGUGAUUAGACAUUGCAGAGGAAAUGUGCAUUGGAUCAAGUAAUGAGGUGAUAUGAUUUAUUUUUUAUAAGUGAAAAAAAUUAUCACUUACCAGCAGUUGAGGUUUCUCAAGUGGCUUAUAAUUGAGAUGAUCAGCUACAAAAUUGGCACAGCCCUCCCAUGUUCUGAACUCUGGAAG
This is a messenger RNA of Cryptotermes secundus, 1877 nucleotides long. RefSeq names its product protein distal antenna. Gene Ontology annotation, molecular function: DNA binding. The coding region runs from base 452 to 1423 and encodes 323 amino acids. The transcript has a single exon. NCBI's taxonomy places the organism in Eukaryota, Metazoa, Arthropoda, Insecta, Blattodea, Kalotermitidae. The record is from RefSeq and is a predicted model, not a curated record.